AGGUGCGAACACUGUUCGUCAGUGGGCUUCCAAUGGACGCCAAACCGAGAGAACUGUAUCUUCUAUUCAGAGCAUAUGAGGGAUAUGAAGGAUCUUUACUGAAGGUAACCAGCAAGAACGGAAAAACAGCUUCGCCUGUAGGCUUUGUGACGUUCAACACCCGAGCAGGAGCCGAAGCCGCUAAGCAGGACCUACAGCAGGGGGUCCGUUUCGACCCGGAUAUGCCGCAGACGAUCAGGCUGGAGUUCGCGAAAAGCAACACCAAGGUCAGCAAGCCCAAGCAGCCCUCAGCAAGUCUCACCAACUCACACCCGACUCUCAUGCACCCACUCACUGGACACUUGGGUGGGCCAUUCUUCACUGGUGGACCCGAGCUAUGGCCUCACCCCCUAGCUUAUGCUGCUGAACUACCCGGAACUGCUCUCCAGCACGCUACACUGGUACAUCCAGCUCUUCAUCCCCAGGUCCCAGCACUCCAGAUGGGAGGUGCAGCGCCGCCAUUGACGCACUCACUCCCUCACUUUCUACCAUCUCCAGCGCUAGCCUCUCCAGUUGCAUCUUCUCCAACUCCAGCCGGCACAAUGCCUAAUAAUGGGCCCUGCUCUACAUUGUUUGUCGCAAAUCUUGGCCAAUUUGUUUCAGAGCAUGAACUUAAGGAAAUAUUUAGCAGGGAUCCAGUAGGAUCGAAGAAAAUGGACAGGUUUAAUUACAAUUACAUGCCAUCAGCACAACACAUUGCUAAUACCUGA
Molecule: messenger RNA, 749 nt
Organism: Nezara viridula (southern green stink bug)
Lineage: Eukaryota; Metazoa; Arthropoda; Insecta; Hemiptera; Pentatomidae
Source: the annotation of a GenBank genome assembly